CGCGGGGUUAUGCUAACGAGGCCGCCGCCGCCCCGCCCCCCAGUUCCCUCCCGCCCUGCGCCCUCCAUCUGGGUGGGUGAGAGAGCGAGGGCGAGUGCGGGCCGCGGUGCGCUGUGGGAUACUGGCGGUAUAUAGUCUAUCCUCGGUGCGGCGUUAGCUAAGGGGGCCAGGCAGGAGCGGGGUAUGAAGAUGGCGGACGCCAAGCAGAAGCGGAACGAGCAGCUGAAGCGCUGGAUCGGCUCCGAGACCGACCUGGAGCCGCCCGUAGUCAAGCGCAAAAAGACCAAGGUGAAGUUCGACGACGGCGCCGUCUUCCUGGCCGCCUGCUCCAGCGGGGACACCGAGGAGGUGCUGCGGCUGCUGGAGCGGGGCGCCGACAUCAACUACGCCAAUGUGGACGGGCUCACCGCGCUCCACCAGGCUUGUAUAGAUGAUAACGUAGAUAUGGUGAAAUUUCUGGUGGAAAAUGGAGCAAAUAUUAAUCAACCAGAUAAUGAAGGCUGGAUACCUCUACAUGCAGCUGCUUCCUGUGGAUAUCUUGAUAUAGCAGAGUAUUUAAUUAGUCAAGGAGCACAUGUAGGAGCUGUAAAUAGUGAAGGAGACACCCCAUUAGAUAUUGCUGAAGAAGAGGCAAUGGAAGAGCUGCUUCAGAAUGAAGUAAAUAGACAAGGGGUUGAUAUAGAGGCAGCUCGAAAAGAAGAGGAAAGAAUAAUGCUAAGAGACGCAAGACAGUGGCUCAACAGUGGCCAUAUAAAUGAUGUCAGGCAUGCAAAAUCUGGUGGUACAGCACUUCAUGUAGCUGCUGCUAAGGGCUAUACAGAAGUCUUAAAGCUUUUAAUACAGGCUCGCUACGAUGUAAAUAUUAAAGAUUAUGAUGGCUGGACACCACUUCAUGCUGCUGCUCACUGGGGUAAAGAAGAAGCAUGUCGCAUUUUAGUGGAAAACCUAUGUGAUAUGGAGGCUGUCAACAAAGUGGGGCAGACAGCAUUUGAUGUGGCAGAUGAAGAUAUUCUAGGAUAUUUAGAAGAAUUACAAAAGAAGCAGAAUCUGCUUCAUAGUGAAAAACGGGAAAAGAAAUCUCCCCUAAUUGAAUCCACAGCCAACAUGGAUAAUAAUCAGACACAGAAAACAUUCAAAAAUAAGGAAACAUUGAUUAUGGAGCAAGAAAAGAAUGCAUCUAGUAUAGAGUCUCUGGAGCAAGAAAAAGCAGAUGAGGAAGAAGAGGGAAAGAAGGAUGAAUCCAGUUGUUCUAGUGAAGAGGAAGAAGAUGACGAUUCAGAAUCUGAAGCAGAGACAGAUAAGACCAAAACCUUGGCAGCUGUAACUAAUAAUGCGAAUACCACAAGUAUGCAGUCAGCAUCAGUAGCUGUGACCACACCUUCAGUAGCCAGUGGCCAAGGGGCACCUACAUCACCUGUUAAAAAGUUUCCAACAUCUACAGCCAAGGUCUCUCCCAAAGAAGAAGAGAGGAAAGAUGAAUCUCCUGCUUCCUGGAGGUUAGGUCUUAGAAAAACUGGUAGCUAUGGUGCACUUGCAGAAAUUACUGCUUCCAAAGAAGCUCAGAAAGAAAAGGACUCUGCAGGUGUUAUGCGUUCUGCUUCAAGUCCUAGACUUUCCUCUUCAUUGGACAACAAAGAAAAGGAGAAAGAUGGAAAAGGAACUCGACUUGCAUAUGUUGCACCUACAAUACCAAGACGACUGGCCAGUACCUCUGACAUUGAUGAAAAAGAAAACAGGGACUCGUCUGCUAGCUCAAUACGUGGUGGCAGUUCCUACACCAGGAGAAAAUGGGAGGAAGAUGUCAAGAAAAACAGUUUGAAUGAAGGUCCUACAUCAUUAAACACAAGUUAUCAAAGAAGUGGCUCCUUUGGAAGAAGACAAGAUGAUUUGAUUAGUUCUAAUGUUCCAAGUACCGCAUCAACAGUUACCUCUUCUGCUGGUCUUCAGAAAGCACUGCCUGCCAGCGCAAACACUACUACAAAGAGUACAACGGGUUCUACUUCAGCAGGUGUGCAAAGCAGUACCUCAAAUCGUUUGUGGGCUGAGGAUAGUACUGAGAAAGAAAAGGACAGUGUUCCUACAGCAGUGACCGUUCCUGUUGCACCAUCUGUUGUAAAUGCUACAGCCAUUACCACAGCCAUGACUACAGCUACUUCUGGCACUGUAUCCUCAACAUCAGAGGUCAGGGAGAGACGGAGAUCAUACCUCACUCCAGUACGGGAUGAAGAGUCAGAGUCCCAAAGAAAAGCUAGAUCCAGGCAAGCAAGACAGUCUAGAAGAUCUACACAGGGUGUAACACUGACAGAUCUUCAAGAAGCUGAAAAAACUAUAGGAAGAAGUCGUCCCACACGAACCAGAGAACAGGAAAAUGAAGAAAAAGAAAAAGAAGAGAAAGAAAAGCAAGACAAAGAAAAACAAGAAGAAAAAAAAGAAUCUGAAACUAAAGAUGAUGAUUAUAGACAAAGAUAUUCCCGAACUGUUGAAGAGCCAUAUCAUCGCUAUAGACCAACUUCAACUUCAACUUCUUCAUCAUCCACCUCUUCGCUGUCCACCUCCACUAGCUCUCUUUCAACUCCAAGUCCACUAAACAGACCAAACAGCCUUAUAGGUAUAACUUCUGCCUAUUCUCGGAGUGGAACAAAGGAAAGUGAGAGAGAAGGGGGCAAAAAAGAGGAAGAAAAGGAAGAAGAUAAGUCACAGCCUAAGUCUAUAAGGGAAAGGCGGCGACCGAGAGAAAAACGACGAUCUACAGGAGUUUCUUUUUGGACUCAAGAUAGUGAUGAAAAUGAACAGGAACACCAGUCCGAUUCAGAAGAAGGAACAAAUAAGAAAGAAACUCAGAGUGAUAGCCUUUCAAGAUAUGACACAGGAUCCCUCAGCAUGUCUUCAGGUGAUCGUUACGAUUCAGCACAGGGGCGAUCAGGGUCACAAAGUUACCUUGAAGAUCGAAAACCAUACUGCAGUAGACUAGAGAAAGAAGAUAGCACUGAUUUUAAGAAGCUUUAUGAACAGAUUCUAGCUGAAAAUGAAAAACUGAAAGCACAGUUACAUGAUACCAACAUGGAACUUACAGAUCUUAAGCUACAGUUGGAGAAGACCACUCAGAGACAAGAAAGAUUUGCUGACAGAUCACUCUUGGAAAUGGAGAAAAGGGAAAGAAGAGCUCUAGAAAGAAGGAUAUCUGAAAUGGAAGAGGAACUGAAAAACCUGCAACAAAUAAAGCAGAUUCAAACUUUGAGACACAUAAAUGAGCAACUGGUGACUGAGAAUAGGGCCUUGACCCGAGUGGUUGCCAAGCUGUCAGGGUCCUGUAGGCAACUGCGCUCUGUGGACUUGUAAUUUCUUCCUUCUCCUUUGUGUAGCCAGGCAGGUGUUGACAAUUCAGUUUGUGCUUGAGCAGAACUUUACUAUUAACGCUUGUGUGUCAGAAACUGACUGACUGCUGCUCGGUUAUGGAAGUGUGGCUAAAGCAUGGUGUCUGGUGUACCAACUACAGGUAUUGCUGAUGUGUUGGUAUGGUGUGGUGUUCUUACUAGCACUGAAGCUUGUCCUCCCGUGCUUGGAAGAUAAAUUGACAAUGAUCCAGAAGACCUUUGACAUGUUAAAACCUUGGCAACAAUUGAAGGGAUUUGAGUGCACACUAGGAUACACUGAAGUCAGUCCCUUGUUUUGAUGUUUGAGUAAAUGCUCAGAUAGAUUUUCCUCUAGUUUUCUAAGAAAUUGAAAUUAAGAAUUGAGCUUUCUUACUGCAGUAUAAUUGAGGUGCAUAGAAUUGAUUAAAAUCUAGUCUCAACUAAAGAAUGUUUGAGAACUGUUUUCAGUAUUGUGCAAUCCUGAACAGUGGCAUCAGCAACUUCAUUUCUUACAUUUGUGUGUUUUAGUGUUUAGAGGGGACCAAAGCUUUUUCUUUAAGAAAUGUAUUGGAAUUUCAAGUUGAUCAAUAUUUUCACAUAUUAACUUCCACUGCGGUUCUGGCCAAUUCUCAUUUUUAUCUAGACAGCAUAAAAUACCCAGUUUUAGCACUGAGUUAAGGUUAUUGAUUUAUAUUGCUACAUAUAUAUAUAUAGGUAUUCCAGUUGUGGAGCAAAUCCUAUAAUGCAUGGACUAUACAAACGCAGACACAAAAAAACCUGCCUAAGGUGUCAGAUUGGUUCAUACUUACCAGGUCAUCUGGUUCAGUCCUCUUCUGUUAUAGGUAUGAACUAUUUUGAGUUUCAUCUUGGAAAAAAAUGCCAGUUUGUUGUCCCUAGUGUUAUGGCAGGGCUCUUUCAGACACCCACAGAAGGUACACAGCUUCUAUGAGGAACAAAAUAUAGUUUCACUCCACACCAAAUCUAUAUGCCUGCCUUCCUCCUUGUUUUUGUAACAGCUGUAUAGACUGGAGGUGUUUCAGUCAGCUUUUAAGAUGUGUAGGUGAAAAAAGUUAUUUUUCCUUCUGCACAGUGACACUUGCUAAACUGCUUCCCCUUGCCUACCGCCCUUCCCACUUAAAGAGAGGUGAUGAAUGUACAUUUUUUUCAUUCCGCUUAGAGUCCGAUCUCAGGUUUUCCUCACUAAGAGGCAUGAAAUAAAGAGAAGGUUUAUCCUUUGGCUUUGUUUCUUCCUGGAGUUGGUCUGAUAAUAGGAUGUGGAUAGAAAGGUUAUUCUUGGUCCAGGCCCUGCAUUCCUCAACUUUCCCUUGUGUUAACCCUUGCUGAGUGAGUCAAGUCAGCUCACUGACCUGGCUGAAAACAGAUCUCUCUAUUCAUUAUAUUAUUUGAACCAUCUCUCUCCAGCAUCGUUGAAUCACUAAAGUAACACGCAGAAAGCAGCAGGAGCAUACUGCUGGCAUGAGGAGGGAAAGCUGUCCCUUUAGGGAAGCCCAUCGUACAUCAGCUUCAGCUAACAAUGGUGUGUUUCAACAGAGCUGAGCUAAUCUAAUGACUGCUGUCCACAGCCAUGUGUCCAUUCCGGGUUUUUUUUGCUAGCACUGGCAUUCCUUUAACCAUGGUAAGCCAAUUCAGGGUGUUAACCCACAGAAAACUACUCAGUAUUCCUUUUAGUAGAGGGAAUUUUCAGUGGCAGAUAAUUGUGCAGCUUGAGGAGCCUGGCUAGCAAAAGAAAAGCAAUGGAAAUAGAAUAGGGAGGCUUGACAUGAUGGUAGCUUAACCAUAGCAGCAUGCCUGAUUAAUAUAAACAGGUACCUUAACAGUUUAUGAGUUUUUUGUAAUCUUAAUUCACAAAGCUGUUUUGUAUGUAAAAAAUGCUGAAUCCUCCAGCAAAGACAGACAUUAUUACUGUACAGAUCCAAGUUGGCUCCACAUAUGUUGUCAGGUGAUUCUUGAAUAACUAUUUGCUCAACAACAGCACUGCAAAUUUUCUAGCUAGUCAUAUAUUGCAGAUAGGCAAAAUAGUGCAUUUGUAGCUUUAUUCAAGGAUCUCAUAACAGGAAAAUACUUUGGUAUUUUAGCAAGAAACAGAUUAGAAUUCAAAGUGUUAAGUACAGUAUGUAAAAUUUUACUGAAUUUAUUGCAAAGGUGUUUUUUUUCCUGCCUUUGCACAUUAAAGGUGUGUGAUGUCACCUCAUGAGAAGUUUGAGUACCAGAGGAAUGCACUGCUGCAAGAAAAUUGUCUGACUAGGUUUAAAGUAUGUGGGGAUUAGUAUGGAUGAGAAGCCUAAAUAUUUUAGGUUACUCGAGCUUAGCCUUCCUGAUCAAUCUCCUAUUAUUCAUAACUGCUUUUGUCUCCUACCAGUCGUCUUCUAUUCUUUAGAAGACUCACAGCAAAAGAAAAAAAAAAUUCUUAGUAACUAUUCUACCCAUUACUUUAAUCAGGAUUAAAAUCUGUCUACAGAGAUUUGCAGACAUAUAAUGGUAGCUGAUUAUGUUAAAGCUCUACAUUUGAACUGCAGCCUUUUUGUUAAAAUAGUUUACCAGAAAAUAUACCACUCUGUGGGUCUGCCUGUAUGUAACUAAGCAUUAUGGGCUGCAGCUCCCUAGUCAGGAAGUUGAAAGAGGACUGUGACAUUCCUGGAGUUAGUGUGAGGUUUCAUUGGAAAGCAUACGUGACAGCACUUGUCGCGGUACCUAUUUAAGGACAAAACCAGACUCCUUUGCUUCCUUGUGCGUGGCUAGAUGAAGCUGUUGUGGUGGUUUCAUCCAGGAUCUUUGGUAUCAAGUCCCUAACAGAAUGAAAAGGAGGAAGGAAAGGUUUUAGUUGCUUUGCCUGAACAAAUGACUGUCUCACUGUUUGCAGAUACACAUACUAGGAGUCAUAUCCAGAUAACAGGAGCGUGUACCGCGCAUGUACCUGUAGUAGUAGUAGAAACCUAGGGUUGUUCCAUAAUGUGUAUCACAGAUAACAGUGAUUUUUUUUUUAUUAGUAGAUUUGUACAGCUUAGAAAACGUAACACAAAUAAGACUUGAAAAUUGCCAAAUGAUUACUUGUGUUGCCCAAUGUCAAACACCUUGACACGGGUUUUGGAAGGAAUCAGCAUUUCACAGCACUUUCUCUUUAGAGCACAGCUCUCACUUCACUAUAAUGGAAGCCUCAUUCUGACUCUGUGAAAAACUCAGUUUAGGUAGCUUGUCCUAAGCUCCACCGUGGAGCAGAGUUGGAGCGCAGGUUAGAAGUCCAGGUUAGCAGAAUGAUUUUUACUUAAUGGUAGAGACCACCUUUUUUCCUCUUACGAUAUCUUGUCAUCUUCCUUUCGCAUGCUUUGGUAUUUGCAGGUAAAUAAACUAGAAGUUCUGUAACCACAGUCAUCUUCGGUGCAUCAUCGUGUUUCACUGUAUGGGAGGGUCUGCUGUUGGGUGAACUGAGUGUGGACAGGAAUCCUUUAGAGGAGAUCUGUAAAUGAAGCCUCUAGUGCAACACACAGUUAAUUAACCCUGCAUUCUUAAACUUCUUGGUUCUUUUCUGUUCCAUAAUAAAGUUCUGAAUAUAAUGAGCUUGAAAGUAUAAUUUUGCUCGAAUAAAAUUAAAACGACACUAGUGGCAAGGAAAUUUCAUCGUGAAGAAUUAUGUAGCAGUUGUUACAUACGUCACUAGCUGGACUUAGACCUCUUGUGUGCCCUUGCACUUGAUGUUACUGAAUAACUGCUGUGCAGGAAUAGGCGGUUACCUCCUGUGUAAACCUCCUGCUAGAAACUAUACACGUACCUUAGCCAUGAGUAUUACAGGUGGUUUGCUGUCAGUGUAUGAAUGUAGAUGUGGAGGACUGCUGAGAUUACUUCUAGUUUCUUUGACAAGUUAAAUUCUCCCAGUACAAACCUCUGUGCACUGACUUGUCCUUCUUUCCUGUUUGAGCCUGUCCAGCUCUUACCUCACUUGGCUUCUGCCUCCCAGCUUUUGUGCUUGUGUGUCACCCAUCUCCUGCGGCAACUUUAACUUGCCAUCUCCUAACUUGUAUGUUUGAGUUUGCAGCCUGGUGUUUCAGUGAUCUGCUCGUGUGUGAACUAUGCUGUUCAGGAAUAUGUCAAAUUAUCGGAUGUGUGCUUCGACGCAAGUUUGGAAGUGGUUGGAAGAUUAAUGCUAUGAGCUAACAAGCUGAAUCACACUGUAUCUGAUCAGGAUGAAAUCAUCCAAGAGCACAGUGGUAGAUAAGCUUAACCACAGCAUGUUUUUUUGAAACUCUGCAAGUGCAGUACUGACAAGCCUUUUUACAUUGUUGGUAAUUAACAUCUUUUGGUUUUGGACUGAAAUUUGAAGCACCUAAUUACUUUCCCCACACUACUAUAAAUGUUUUUGUUAGCAGUUGACAUCUGUACCACUGAGAUUUAGUGCAUCUAGUCUAAGCAAAUGAAAACUCCAAAUCUAUAACUGUAUCAUGUUAAAAGGUGAAAUCUUUCUGACCUGCUGAUAUGAAGGGGGAGAGCUGCCAGGAUGCUUAAGCUGAAUAAAGAAUUUUACCCCCAGUGCUUGUCUAGUCUUGCUGCUUUUACUUGGGGUAUAAUAGCAAAUAACUGUCGUGUUUCAUUUU
Falco peregrinus (peregrine falcon) is the source of this 7960-nucleotide messenger RNA. It is a transcript of the gene PPP1R12A, whose product is annotated as protein phosphatase 1 regulatory subunit 12A. Lineage: Eukaryota; Metazoa; Chordata; Aves; Falconiformes; Falconidae. Gene Ontology annotation, biological process: signal transduction. The record is from RefSeq and is a predicted model, not a curated record. The transcript has 25 exons. Gene Ontology annotation, cellular component: cytoplasm; Z disc; A band. Gene Ontology annotation, molecular function: protein kinase binding; enzyme inhibitor activity; phosphatase regulator activity. Bases 184 to 3339 code for a protein of 1051 amino acids.